CGCGGAUGGCUCGGAACUUUGCAGUCGAGACUCUUUUGCCGCCGCAAAAAUUACAAAUAGAAUCCGUUCGACUCGGAGCGGUGGUGACAAAUAUCGUGUACAUACAGUUCAGUUUGGCUCGUCCCCUCCACACUACGUGCGCGGUUGCUGCUCUAAAUCCGUGUUCUCUGCUUUUGAUUCUUACUUGUUUCCAUGUAAUUCGCUGAGUUGGCUCGAAUAUCUGCUUAUUUUUCUAAAAAGGCCCUUGAAAUCUGUCUAGCUCCCGUGAUCAGCCGUUUUUCGUGAAGGACACUGGACGGCGGCGUUGUCUGGCCGCCGUGGAACAACAAACCGCCGACUGCUACUUCACACGUUUACCGCGUUUUUCCACGCUGGCUUGUCUCCCGAACGAACGGACCGACCUUCUGCGGGGUCAAACGUGCAUGAAUUCCCGACCGUACCUCUCUUCCGACAUGUAGACUGGACUGCGAUCUAUGUGACCGACUGAAAAAAAGUUCCAGAACGCGUAGGUCCGCGGUUCAAUUUUUGGAUUUCGAGUCAGCGUUCGCCUACCCCUUUCCAGCGACCCAGCACUCCUCGUUGAACUUUCUGGGCUUCGAUUACCCACAACAGUGACGAAAGGCUCGACGACCUCAACCUCCGUUGCUUUUUUUCUCGUAUGGAAACUAAGGUCGUCGCUGGGGAAACCUGUUCGUUGGCCAACUGCACAGAGGCGCGGAAGCCCCUCUGAACAACGGGAGCUCUGAACACGACCGGCCACUGAAAAGAAUUUGGCGCAGAGCCGAAUCUACGAACAAGACGCUUUCGCAAGCGGGGAUAAAGAGUCCCAUUCUUCCUCCUGUUGGCGCCACGGCCCCCCCCUUAACAGCCUGGCCAGGUCCAACGAACGGCGACACUCUUCGCGUAAAGGGAUUGUCCAGCACUUAGCAUCCAGUUGUGUGACACUCUCACUCAUUCUUUCAUAACUGACGCUUCUUCUAAGGUUGCCCUCCUUCCGAGGGCGAAGUCUUGACCCAGAGGAGAAACGAUACGACGCGUGGUGUCUUGGGUCAGACUUGAAAACUAAAACAAAAAUGACGGAUGAAGCGGCCACUCGCACCGGAACACCUGUCAGUACACUGGACGGCGGCAGCAAGUUCCCCAGUGCCGCGUCUCCGCCCCCGUCCUCGUGCGCUUCCGAGCCAGAUUCCGACUCAUUCUCGUUGUCGUCCCACCAUUUAUCGGGAGACCCCGGAGGGUCCGACCUUGCCAAGAAGAAUGUGUCGGAAGAGGAUCACGGGUCGGUCGCCGCCGCAAGUCCCGAGAGUUCUGGUUCUUCAUACUUGCAGGGGUUGUCUGCCGACGCGGUCCUGUUGUCGCAUGUUCCCCUCUCUCCCACGCACGCGCCUUCCAAGGACGAAAGGCUUCUUCUCUCUCCGGCCCCUUCCCUCUCUAUUCCAGAGGCUGGAACAUGUUGUUCGUCUGUUCUCCGGUCCGCAGGUCCACGUGAGCCGAGAACUGUGAAAACGCCUCCUUGUGCUGCAGCAUGUGCGCCUCAAGAGAGCGGCGCCGUCGCGUCCAGGCUGCCGCGCGGGUCUUCUCAACUGCCUGACCAUCACAGGCUCUUCGCUGUUGGUCCCCGCCAUGGCUCUUCGCCGCCGUCCCUCUCUCAGGCGCCUUCUGUGGCAGACGAAGUCGAGCAACUGGACGAAACGUGUGGCGAGCCACUGGAGGAAGCGAAGGAGUCUCCGUCUCCCGAGCCGGCGCCGCCGACGUCGGGGGACGCUCGGGUCUUCGAGACCCCGCACGCGGGCCAAGAGGCCAGCGAAGACGUGGAAGACGAGCCCUCCCUGCUCGCGUCUCCAGGCACUUGUCCCCAGACGACCCGGACGGGGACUCCCCCGCCUGACGAGGAGGAUCUGGGGAGUCACUCGCGCUCGCUGUCUCCGUCAUCGUACAACGCGAAGCUGGAGCGGUGUCCCAAGGUGGUUGGCGUCCGCUUCGAUAAAACCCAGUGUCGGUGGCUCGCUGGCAUCAGCAUCAAUGGCCGGACGAUGAACAAGUACUUUCCGGUCUACAAGUACGGCUUCGAUGGCGCUCGCAGAAUGGCGGUAAACCACCGCCUCGCGUGUUUGCGAAAUCAGGGGAAGGCGGCGGCCGCCGCAGCUGCGGCAGCUGCAGCUGCUGCAACCGCGUCGGGGGACGGGGUCGGCGACGAGGAGGAGGGGCGACCGCGGAGACACUUGGUUGGCGGAGACGGAUCUCCGAGUUUGGAUCGCGCUCGCGAACGCUCAGAGAAGACCAGUCUGUUGUGUGGCAGCUCAGUGACUGGGUCUGGAGGUGGAGAGAGACGCUGGAGGGCAGAGAAACUCGGGGUCGAAGGCGCAGGCCCGGGAACCUGGAACGGGAGAACGCGAGGCGUGUGGCGACGCCGCCCUCUGGAAGACGAAGACUUUGAAGGCUCUCACGGAGUUGAAGAAGAAGACGAAGGAAGCGACGAAUUCGACGGCCGCGGGAGUUCGUACGGCCACUUCUCUCAGGGCUCUGCGUACGGCAGAAGCCGAGGCGGGGAGCGGGGGCGUCUGGGGGCCUGGGGGGUCGGGCGCAGCGGAGCCCGAAAGGGGCGAGAGGAAGAAGACGAAGACGAGGGAUUCGAAGAGAAAGAAGAAGUGCAGGAGAGAAAGCGUGGACCGCUCCGGAAUUCGGAUGCCGGAGACAGAGAAGACCCAGAAGAGGAGGACGAGUACGACGAGGACGAGGCAAGUGGGACGGCGAGAGGGGAAGACGACGGCUAUGGACCUUCGAGGGCGACAAGAGGGGGCUGGGGAACAAGGCGACGAAGUCGCCUGCGGGGGAAGGCUUCGCCUCUGUCUUCUCGUGGCGGGAGGACGGGGAACACGAGCAUCUAUCACACGCGAGGGAGCACGCUGCGAGAAGGUAUCGGAGGAGACGACCGCAACUGGGACGAGGAAGACGAGGGACGCCUGCGCCGAGCACGGAACGAGGGAGACGACGACGGAGAGAAGAAAGACGAUGACGCGCUGACUCUUGACGCCUCGCCACGCAGCGCCGGUCGCGGCUGGGGCUACAGUAGGGGCAGCCGAGGCCGUGGAGGGGGGCGAGGACGAGGCCGAGGCGCCGCGGGGAUGAAGGAGCGCAUCAAAGAGGAAGAAGAAAAAGACGACGGGUACUACGGGGAGAAAGGCAGCGGAACGCGAGCGUGGUCCAGAAGGCAACUCGGAGCGAGUCGAGACGGAGACAGAGAAGAUGGCGGGCUCGAUGAAGAAGAAGAACUCACUGGAGGAAGCACAGAGGAGAAUGCCGCCUUCGCCGACCGCCUACAGCCGUGGCCUCGAGGCUUGUGGUGGUCUCGGGGUAACAACCGGUGGUUUGCCGCCUACUCGCGCGACGGCGUUAAGCGUUACAAGACGUACACGCCGAAUAAGCAUGGAGGGAUGAUGCGGUCCUACCGUCUGGCUUGUGCCUUUUUGGCUGAGGCGCGGCUGCAGGAGGCUCAGGAGGCGGAGCGGCAGGAGGCCCAGCGCAGCCUCAAGGCGUUCUCUUCCUACCGCAGUGUGUCACCUCUAGAGCGAGGCUUCGGGGGCAGAGGGCGAGGUGGAUACACGCGAGUCAGCUGCUUCCGUCCCGGGGGUCGCGGGAGAGGCGGGAGGGGGGGGAAGGUGAGUCGGUGGGAGGAGAGAGAGUGCGACCAGGAGGACGGCGAAGAAGAGUUCAAGGAAGAAGAAGAGGGGCGUCAGGAAGGCCUGCAUCCGGAGUCCGGCGCCGAGGGUGGAACGCUGAGUGGCGAAGAAGAGAGAGACGUAUUGGACGAGGGGCGCGUGCGGAAGCGGAAGCUCGGGCAAGACAGCGACGCGGGAGAGAGUGUGGACCUGUAUCGGGUGAAGGAAGACAUCGACAGAGAAGAGCGAAACGGUUUGGAGCCGAGGGAGAAGAAGAGCAGAACGGACGAGGCAGAGAUUCAAGAUGAGGAUGAAGCUGGAGAACUGAAGAAGGACGAACAAGAGGGGGACGCUCUCGGGACGGGUGAGAGCCAAAAGAUAUGUAAAGCGAUUGCAAUACACAGCGCCGACACGCUGAACCAAGAAACCGACUCCGCCGAGACUCCGACCUCGUGGACCACGGGCUCCAAUCUCCGCCGGCGCCCGGUUCCGACCUCGUCCCCUGGAGACAAGAUGUUCACCAGAGGCAUGCUGUCCGCGGCUCACGCCACCUCGGACCGUCUCUCUUCUCGCUCGCCCCACAACGGGUCCUACCUUCGCCACGCCUCCUCUCCCGGGGCCUCCCACGGCGGGAGUGUGGCGGGGCCUUCGGCUCCAUCACCGCUGCUCCGCAGUCGGCGACCCUGGGGCUCUUCGGGCGCGGCCUCGGCGGGACCUGGAGACAGUUGGGCGCGCGAGGCGGCGCAGCUGCCGCUCUACGCCGGGAUGCAGUACGACGCUGUCUCCAAGUGUUUCCGGGUCAAGCUCCAGAGCCACCGGCGGGCGUUUUCAGUUGUGCGACGCGGGGUGAGAGAGGCGCAUCUUCUCGCGGUGGAAGCUCUGAAGAACGACGGCUCUCUUCAGGAGGAAGAUGAGGAAGACUUCAGGGCGUUCUACAGGGGCCGUCCCCGCCGAAGCGGCGCUCCCGGGCCUGCAGGGCGCCCUGGAGGUCCAGGAGACGCCGAGAGGGGACGACCGCGGUCCGCAGGUCGGAUCCAGGACGAGGGCGAGGAAGGGUAUCGAGAGAUGAGAUCGGGGAGGUGCAGAGAGCGUGAAGAAGAGGGAGCGUUCUCGACUGUUGGGGGCAGGGAAGGCGCGCCUUUUCGUGACUCUCUGUCGGCGUACGGCUCGGCCGGAGCCAGUUUCGGCGGCUCGCAUAGCGUGGUCACGCGAGGGUCGAGCUACUAUGGGAGCGCACAUGUGUCGAGUUCUUUGGGGACCAGCAGCCGCUACGAGAGAGGCGGGGAGACGUUUUCGCGGGGGUACGGAUCUUUGAGUCACGGGGCUGGGGCCGAUUCGUACGGCUCCUUCUCGAAUGGAUUGGCAAGUCGUCGCGUGGAGGGGAGACAUGCUUCCCAGAAAGGCGUCGGGGCCUUUUCCGCUUCGCUUUUCGACGAAGACGACGACGACGCGUUCGCGCCUCUUGGCGGCCUGGCCCUGACGAAGAACGCGAUUUCAAUUUGUCUCACGGACCUCAGAGACGCCUGUCUCGCGCUGUGCUUCUCGACCGUCGCGGAACAAGAGGAAAGACGCCGGAUGGUCCAGCAGCACAUUUUCCACGUACAAGAUGCGGGGCGGAAAGAGAUGAUUUUACCCUACCUCCACCUCUUUGAGUGUCUCCUGCUCCUCAACCAACUCCCGCACGAGAUCGAAGUGCCUGCCCAGCGCAUUCUCUUCAGCGCCCUCGACAUGCAUGCAAGAGCCGCCGUUCACACGUACUUCCCAAACUACUUCCGCAAACUCGCAGAGGGAAGGACAAGAGAAGAAGACAGACCUCGAGGCAGAGUCGCCGGCCGCGGAGUGAGCCUCGGGGUGGCAGGAGAAGCGAAGGCUCUCGCGGACGAACUCAUGCUCGACUCCGAGGACGCUGGGUUUCCGAAGUGACAAAAGUGAUUCACGUGGAAAGGGAGCUUUGAUAGGCUCGAGUUUCUGUUCGACGCGGGCCAGUUGGCUGAGGCGAAUCCCCAAAUUCAGGAAACAAAGCAAUGCAAAGUCGAAUCCAGGAGUCAAAUCGUGAGUAACGCCGGGAGCAAAGCAGCGGCACAUGCAAGAGGAAUUUGACUGCUUGCGUAUCGGCUGGAAUGUCCGCUGGAGCUGAGUGAGGGAACUCGAGGCCAGGAGAGACAACAGGGAGAGGCGACAUACUGUGAGCGGUUUCUUCUGGGACCUCGGUCGAGACGCACAUGCGCAAAGGAAGAGGCGAGGCAUGCAGGGUGGUACGGGGCGCGGGCGGUUUGGUGUGGGUCGAAAGAGAGGGAUGAUUCGAGAGACCUCUCACAGUCGUGAUGAAAUACAUGGUUUUUCAAAGGCCGGCAUUCGAUUGAGGCUUCGCAGAGAAAGAGGCGGUGGAAACAGGAGGAAGAGUUAAAAUCAUGCUGCACCGGGUUCUGUGGCAGGUUCAAAGGCGGCUUUUGCCAGCGUAGAUGAGGACACAAAUUCGGAAGGUGGUGUGACCUUUCUCGGAGGUUCCCGUUUUCCAGAAGUCUUCUUUCUGCGAACACAGAAACAUGAGAAAGAAUGCACAUUUUCUUCCGCUCCAACUGCGACGACGCGGCACCUCUUGUGUGGACGAAAGCCUACCAUUGCAAGCGAGUCCUGCGUGGACAUCGCGUGUAGACGCUCCGCGAAGUCAGGGAGAGAAGUUUUCUUUCGCGGGCAGACCUUUGGAUCUCGCUUCUCUUGUUUGUGAAUGUCUCAGCGCCUCGAUGCUCUGAGGCCGCAAGGAGAAGCGGAAAGAGGGUGUUUCUGUCUUGGGGGCAGCGUUCGUUGUGUCGAUGCUUCUUGGAAAAUGGAGGGAGGGGUAGACCUCAGAUGUGCAGCACUUAUUUCACAUAAGUUACACUCGAAAUGCACACACGGCUACUUGCUUGUCGAGCGGAAAUACAUUUUGUGUUUAACACAUCGCUUUCUGAGGAGUAUAUACUGCGAGCUGGAGCUUGCUUCUUGCAUUCGUGGUCUUCGUCCACUUUGGCGACAUGAUAGGAGAAGCAAAAAAUACACGCAGCUCCGUUGACGUUCGAAUGUGUCAGGAUGUCGGGGACAGUUCGCAAGAAUGAGCUAACAUGUUAUGCCCUGGCUGCAGAGCUCGGGGGGGAGGGGGGGAGUGCGUUACUUGUCACAUCACCUUUCACCGUCGGCAGUCUAUCUUUCGACAACGUUACGCAUUUUUCUCUCUGGCGCCAUGGAACUGGAUCUCCCCUCAGAGGAAUUUCGCGAGAAAAACAAGGGGCUUUGAAUGGUUAGCACGCGGCUUGAGUGUGUGUUGCUAACGCACCCUUCUCACUUUGCAUGUUUGUUUUGACUCCGUGUAAGAACAGUAGUUAAACAUGGACAGGUUCGGAGGUUAACGGUGGAGGGACCUUCUGCGUUUACUUCCUGCGACAAAAGGAAAAUAUCUGCGCCUUUUCGGGCGACUGGUGCCAUCAGAAGUUUUUCUUUUUCCGGUCAUAUGGCGUUCCCAUGUUUCCAUUUUGGCAUUUCACUAGCCAACUGCUGCGCGCUUUGCCGUGUUUUUGAUGGUUUCCUGAACAACACGGCAAACCACGAAGGUUGGGAUCGCGCGGCGGAAUGCCGUCGUUUUUUAACUUUUGGCAACAAGUUUUUUCUUUAGACUCGAGGAGCGACGAAUGCCUGUGUGUGUGUAUGUGAAGCACGAAGCGUGACACUGUAGUGUCCGGUGCCAGUCUCUUUUUCCACUUUUAGUCCUUUUUUUCUCUCGUGUGGUUAGGUCCGAUGACGAAAAGACGCGGCCGCUUUUUUGCGCGUUCGAGUGCGUCCUGUUUGGGUUUGAUGCCCAGGCGAAAAUACGCAGAGGUAGAGGAUUUGUGUGAUUGGGGACAGGCAGAGAGGCGCACAAGGUGGAUGGUUCCUCUGGAGGUGGAAUUGUUUUGAAUCGCAGCGGCGUUUUUGUGACAUUCCAUGUCGCAGCGGAUUUAGACGGCUCUUCGGAGUCUCUGGGGGAGGUGAAAUAUUUUAGCACUCGUUUUCUGAGUCACAAGCUAACGCGUUCAGAUACUUGGGUUUACUGAUUCUCGGGGAGUCCGGGCAGAGCACCGUUGGUGCUAAAAAGGGACACUUAGAUGCUUUUUGUAAACGUGCCGUUUUGCGUGCGUGGCAACGAUGCAAGUUAGCACAGCGGGACCGGAAGUUCGAAGACUUAUUUCUUGAUGUCAUUAUAAAAAGAAGCAAAAUAAAGAGAGACAGUGAGAAUGUGUGUCGCUCCAGUUUUCCUCGUGUUCGUGGGAGUUUUCUUUUUGGCGUUUUUGAGGGCGUCGCUUUCCGUAGAGCGCACACUCCGAUGGACAGCAGCCCCGAGCUUUUUCACGUGAUAGAUCACCAGUUCCAUGCGCAGUAUUCUUGGUUUUGUUCUUUGUUUUCCCAUAAGCAACCUUUCUUUGCCGUAGGCGAAACUGAGCACUGGUAAAUGGUUUUCAUUCUGUGCCGUCACGUCAAACGAGGAAUUUGUAUUGAAGAAAGCAAUGCCUAGCUGGCUGUUAGACCAACAGAACCGGGAACCAAAUAUUCUUCGAACACUCGAACGGUUCUAGAAACCCAAAUCAGCAUGCGAAGGCAAUGCCCAUUUAGGAAUCUGACUGGAAAACGCACAUUUGAUUGCUCCGGACGUGGAAAAUUACGGUUGUUAAAAAACCAGAGUGCGUUAGCAUGCGCAGCUUUGCCGGGGCAAGAUUUCCGGCGAUUCUGUGAAACAAGCUCUUCAACAAACUGAUUUGGGCUGCUUCACACCGCUCAACUGUGCCAAAAAGAGACAAGUUUGCUUCUCGGCACUCUUGUCUCAGGUAACAUGACGGAGGUUCUUACUGACAGUCACCGAGGUGUGCUGUCCUUUGUCUUCUCUUUCGAGGCCAUGUUCGCUACAUGAGCACAUCCUGUCACAAGAAGUCCUCGUGUCUUCCAGAAUACCACCUUUUUUCGGGGAGAAGUUGUCUCUGAGUGUUUAUUAGCGUUCCACGGGGAUUAUAGACUUCGAGUUGAGCUACUGGUUCGAAUCUUGCAAAUCCUUCUUUACCGGAUCUGAGUUCUACUGUGUUAACACGGUUUCAAGAACACCCAGUGUAUCUAGGCGUCUAUUCCGGGCACUCCUCGUGUGUUACCGGUGUGCUCUAAGCUGAGUCCUCUUAUGACUUUGGUUUCUCAAAGAAUUGCAGGUG
Messenger RNA from Toxoplasma gondii ME49, 8866 nucleotides. RefSeq names its product AP2 domain transcription factor AP2XII-5 (gene AP2XII5). Gene Ontology annotation, biological process: regulation of DNA-templated transcription. The transcript has 3 exons. The record is from RefSeq and is a predicted model, not a curated record. NCBI's taxonomy places the organism in Eukaryota, Apicomplexa, Conoidasida, Eucoccidiorida, Sarcocystidae. Bases 1074 to 5582 code for a protein of 1502 amino acids. Gene Ontology annotation, molecular function: DNA-binding transcription factor activity.